Molecule: messenger RNA, 333 nt
Organism: Symbiodinium sp. CCMP2456
Lineage: Eukaryota; Dinophyceae; Suessiales; Symbiodiniaceae
Source: the annotation of a GenBank genome assembly
AUGCAGGCAGCCGUGGCGGCGGUCACUGUGCAGGCCGUGAAUAACGACGCCAUGACCGCAUCGCGAUCAGGCAGCCCGGCCCCGAUCGUCCACUACCAGCAUCCGGUACAGCUGCCGGCGCAAGCCUGCGCAGCGCGCCACAACAGCCCCAUGCAAAUAUCUGCAGGGGCGCGGACGACCUCGCAGAACUCUGCCGCUGCGCCUGCAGCGACAAGGAUCAGCCCGGCGAUGCAAGGAUCCUGUCAAGUUUUGGCGUCCAACGUGGCGCCAGCGGUGUAUCAGCGCCCUCCGCGGCCUGCAAUGUGCCUCAGAGGAGCCUGGAAUCCACAGUGA